Molecule: messenger RNA, 1227 nt
Organism: Capsella rubella
Lineage: Eukaryota; Viridiplantae; Streptophyta; Magnoliopsida; Brassicales; Brassicaceae
Product: 5'-3' exonuclease
Exons: 5
Coding region: 33-1085 (350 amino acids)
Biological process (GO): DNA replication, Okazaki fragment processing
Molecular function (GO): DNA binding; 5'-flap endonuclease activity
Source: RefSeq, a predicted model, not a curated record
GUCUUGUAGAACAGACGCAUAGGUUGAAGACGAUGAUAUCAGUAGGAUUUGUUCAACCCAGUUCUCUCUUUUCCUUCACAGCGAAAUCCAUUGACAAGCCACACGCAGCUUUACGAACCAAAUGGGUCUCUUCUUCUUCUCUUUCUUCUCAUCCUUCUUCAACAUCUUCCGGUGAGACAUUUCAUCGAACAGGUUAUGGGCAAGUUCUUCAAAAGGAUUUUAUCAGUAGCACCAAUGAAGAAAGUAGGAAGAAAACGAAAAGGGUCUUCUUCUUAGACGUUAGUCCACUUUGUUACGAAGGAAACAAGCCUAGUUCGCAAGCUUUUGGUCAUUGGAUUUCACUCUUCUUCUCUCAAGUCAGCCUCACUGAUCCUGUCAUAGCUGUUAUCGAUGGAGAAGAAGGUAACCAGCAACGCCGAGAAUUGUUGCCUUCAUAUAAAGCUCAUAGGAAAUCACCAAAUCCUGGGAAAUACUCUAAGAGGCCACAUGAGUUCGUCUAUGAAGUUCUUAGAAAAUGCAAUGUGCCAGUUGUUAGAAUAGAAGGGCAUGAAGCAGACGAUGUGGUCGCUACACUGAUGGAACAAGCUGUGCAAAAAGGAUAUCGCGCGGUUAUUGCAUCACCGGACAAAGACUUUAAGCAGUUGAUUUCUGAAAAUGUUCAGAUUGUCAUUCCAUUGGCAGAUCUCAGGAGAUGGUCCUUUUAUACCUUGAAACAUUACCAUGCUCAGUAUAAUUGUGAUCCACAGUCUGAUUUGAGCUUUCGAUGUAUAAUGGGUGAUGAAGUUGAUGGAGUUCCGGGUAUUCAGCACGUGGUCCCAGCGUUUGGAAGGAAAACAGCGAUGAAACUUGUGCGAAAACAUGGUUCUUUGGAGAGUUUACUCAGUGCUGCAGCUGUAAGAACCGUGGGGAGACCAUAUGCUCAAGAGGCCCUUACGAAAUACGCAGAUUACUUACGGAGAAACUAUCAAGUUCUUGCCUUGAAAAGGGAUGUGAGGGUACAGAUUCAAGAGGAAUGGCUUGUUGAAAGAGACACAAGCAAUGAUUCAGAAGUACUGUCAAGCUUCUUCUCAACCUUGGAUAGAUGAUACUGCAAAGCACAAACACACCAUCGCGUUUUAGCUGAUAGCAAGUUUUUGUAACCUUGAAUUUACCUGUCAGCAUUGUGGUUCAUAUCUGAUUUUGUCAUAUCCAUUGAUAUGAAUCUAAAUCCAAUCUGUUGUUUCAUUA